GGCGGCUAUCGUGUACAAGGCUUCCCCGGCCUCGCCUCACUCCCAUCGCCUUGUGAUCUUUCAUCUCUUGUCAUGAGCCGGCGUCGUCUUCAAUUCCUCUGCGACCACCAUCUAUUCUGCAGCUUGUCAUAGCUGCAGGAAGAAGCAGCAGCAGGAUGGCACUCCUAAUAUUGCUCGCCCAUACAGGCGAAGUUCUUGAGGUUGACUCGGGGACCUUUGCAUCCCUCGAUGCAUUCAAGAUUUGGGUUUCGAAACAAAGUCAAGUCGCGAUACAAGAUCAGAUCACUCUGACAUCGUCUGGAAAACCGGUCAAGUUCCAAGGAUUAUCAACAGAGAAAGAAAUCUUCGUGUACGAUCGUCGAAUAGUACAGCCUUCUUCCCCAGGAUCCUCCAAAUCGCUGCAAUCCGAACUUGCUUUACCACCGAAAUACAAUGUCUCGAGGCCGCCAGACACCAUCGCCGACCAAAAUGAUUUACAAGCGUGGAGAGACCUGUUCAUGCAACGAAGAUCAUGGGCUUUGAAACUGGUAGAUGAUUGUUCAAGCAUGUCACAAGAGGCACAGAAACGUUUUGAAGAGGUUGAAGUCAUCCACAGGGGCGUGGAAGCGGCGGUAAUGAAUUUGGAUAAGCACGUCAAGGCACUCGAUCAGAAAAAUGCGGACAUCCAAACCUGGGCUGCCGAGGUACAGAAAGAACAAGAUUUGGCGGGACCAGAUUGGAUUGAUUCUCUGUCCCGGCUUCGGUCCAUACCUGUUACGACUGAAAUGAUUAAGUUCAUUACUGGACAUGAUCCUCGCAGGAAUCAGAAGAGGCACACGUUGGUAGACUUGGUCGAUACUGACGAGAUAAAGAGUGCUGGCAAACUCGUACGAAAUGUUGCCUCACGCUUGGCCAAGAACAGUGAAGACCUAUCCGCAAGGGUAAAUGAAGUCUUCAGCAAGGCAGAUGAUAUGUAUGCGAACGUUGAGCAAGGCGUCCAAAAGGCACUAGUCGGCAGAGCUGCCGAGCCAGCCCAGCUGAUGGAGGACAUCGAAGCCAUAGCAAAGAAGGUCAGCAAUGACUACGAGAAUGUUUCAGGGUAUUCAAAUACCCCAAAGAAUGUCUCGCUAGCUUCCAAGUCGGCACUCCUCCACACCAAGAACUUUUUACCGAAUCUCUCGAAAAGGUGUCUAGAGAUGGAUGGCAUCUUAUUCAAUGCUACAGAAGCACGGAAUUUGAUCGCGGCCGAAUCUCUAAGUGCAAUGCGAGAAAUCGCGACUCUGACUUCCAUGGUUGCAGAAGCCAACGCAGCCUUUGCUGCUAUGGAUUUAGAAGAAGAGGCUUACGAUGCGUGCCACCUGUUGUCUGUAGUGAACUCUCUCCCGGUCUCAUAUGCUUCCUUCUUGGCUGAAGCGAUACGACGCAAGGAGUGGAGCGAUAAGGUCAGAUCAGAUUCAUCGACGCUGGCCAAUGAGAUGGCUUCGUUCCAGGAUGAAGAAGUCAAACGGCGCAGAAAGUGGCAGAAGAUUACGGGGACUGCCUUUUGGGGUGAUAAGACUGAGAGAGACGUCGUUGGAUUAGAGGUCAAGUUACUUGGUACCGAAGACCAGUGGCCUCAUGUUGGUAGGCAAGACCUUGAGGAAGUCUUGGAAAUGUUACAAUCCCAGGAUGCAAAGUCCAGUGUUGUAGCAGACGUCACGAGAAUCAUUGCGGAACUCGACAAUCCGACUAAGCAGCAGAGCAAGCGAGCGAAGGCCUUUAAAGCUGGCAGCAUACAUGAGGCAGCGCUUGGACGAAGUACGCUCUUGACAAGAGGCGACGAUGAUCUCAUUCGCGUCUUGCAAGAGGAUAAACAAAGAACCGAGAAUAGGCUAAAAACAGCCGAAAGUCGAGUUCGAAGGCUUGAAGACCUGUUACAUCGACAGUCACAAAUGACUAGGCCCUCAAACGGGAACAUAUUUCCUCCUUCUGGAAACCCCAGCCCUGACCUCCAAAAUGUUAUCAACCCGCUCGCAUCUCCACGGCUUGUUGAUGACCUUUCGAGGCGCUCUUCAGUAUCCUCCCGCAGGUUUUCUGCCAACCAAGGCCCUGAUGAAAAGGCAUUCCAGCAAAAACUUCUUUCCCUCGAGGCUGAGCUAAUUGCUGAGCGGGAACGUGCAGAUGGGCUGGAAAGAGAGGUUACUGCUCGCAAGACAGGUGCAGACGACAUGAAAUCACAAGUUGAAGAGGCAAACUCAUUGAAGAAGGAUCUCAUGGAAAAUUUUGACGCACAGCAACGAGAGUUUAUCGAAGAACGAAUGUCUCUUGAAAGCGAGAUCAGGCGCUUGAAAGCCAAACUAGAGGAACUCGAGGACGAGAUGGAUCGAUAUCUUGGAUCUCGUGAGAAUGAGAGGACCUCCAUUGACGAUCGCGUCCGUAGCUUGCAGGAUGAGCUUGAAAAGGCUCGGAAAGAAGCCAUCGCCGAGUCGCAAAAAGCCCAGGGCCAGGUUGACUUUCUCAGAGAUGAGGCCAAGAUGCAGCGUGAAACUAACGAUUCUCUGGAAAAGCAACUGCAAAAGCUUAGGCAAGAGAACAGAGGUCUUAUAACUCGAGCUGAGAAAGCCGAAGCCGAGGUUGAGUUGCAGGUGAAGACGCUUGGAGAUGUGCACUCGCAUCUCUCACCCACUUCAGCAGUUCCUGGAGACCUCGGCGUGCUGGCAAGUACCUUGGUCACUUUAUCCGGAGAUCUGGUUGCAGAACUAUAUUCUGUCAAGAGCGAUGCUGCCAUUUUGAGGUCCGAUCGUGAUGUUGCUCAAGCAGAUCUUGCCGAGAUCAAGUUGAAGAUGGAGAGCGUCAACGCGAAGCUCUCAACUGAACAAACGGAGGCAUUACAUUUGCGUGAAAGAUUGGCCGAGGAGCGUGCUAAGUUCACAGCGCUUGAAGCAGAGUUGAAUGAUGAGCGCCUUCAAUUAUCUACUUUGAGAACUAAGAUUUCAGACGGCGAAACCGGAUCGGAGGCCCUUCGAACUCGCUUGGAGGAGGAAGAACGAAAGGUCACAAGCAUGUCCGAGGAUCUAGCUGCUCGACAGUCACGACUUGGUGGCCUUGAGGAAGAGCUGAGAUCGGUGCAAGAAAAGUAUCACUUUGCGCAAGAGAAGCACGAAACACUCACAACCAGGUUCGAAGCACGAGGCUCACGCGCUAAAGAUCUCACUCACCGAGUUUACUCUCAGAAUGAUCGAUUAUGCAGACUUCUUGAAAGACUGAGUUACUCUGUGACUCGCGAAGGGGAUUCGAUGAUAAUUCAAAGGGUACCAAGACUUGAUCGUUCGAAUGCGAAUGAUUCUUCGGACCCAGGUUCGACAAUUAGACGGAGCAUCUCGGGGGCUAUCACUAGAAAGUCCAUGGCUGACAGUGGAGAUCUGGAUUUACUCUAUUGGAUGAACAGUGAUGACCCAGAGGCUGAGAGCGGGAAGUAUGAGGCGUUCAUGCAUGCAAUUGGCAACUUUGACGUCGAAGCCUUUUGUGAAGUGAUCACAAAGCGCGUCAAAGACAUGGAGUACACCGCCAAGAAAUACUCUAAAGAUGCUCGUGCAUACCGGGACAAGUCCCAUGCGGCUCAAAAGGAAGCUCAUGAGAAGAUUGCUUUCAAGAACUUUAAAGAGGGCGAUCUGGCAUUAUUCUUGCCAACACGCAACCAGACUACUGGUGCUUGGGCGGCAUUCAACAUCGGGGCCCCUCAUUUCUUCUUGAAGGAACAAGAGUCUCACAAACUGCGCACCAGGGAUUGGCUUCUGGCCCGAAUCCACAAAAUUGAGGAUCGAGUAGUCGAUCUCUCCAAAUCAAUGUCGGGAACUCACUUGCAGCCCUCUGAUCGAAGGUCGCUGACUAGCAACGGGGGCGACUCCUUCGAAGACGACAACCCGUUUGAUCUUUCCGAUGGCCUGCGAUGGUACCUGAUUGAGGCCUCGGAGGAAAAGCCUGGUGCACCGUCAACUCCUGGUCUGGGCAAAAGCACUGUAGCAAGCACACACGUUGAUGCAACCGGUAGCAUUCGUCGCAGCAAGAAGUCAUCCAGCAGCGGCAUGGAUGGAAUCAACAAAACCCUCAGCAAAAGUCUGGACAGCAGACGCAGUAGCAAUAACUCAAAGAAAUCAGUCCCUUUGGCCACCACACUUGACAGGACGGGCUCCACAGCUACGGAUACAGCAUCUCUCAAGGCUCCUGCUACUACCCAGACAGCCAACGAGGGCUCAGAAGCACAGAUGAUUAGGCCGAGCAGCCGACAUGACGGUAAUGGAAGCGGAGACAAAGGUCUCAUCAAUCCCGAGGUGCGAAGCGUUGACAACUUGAUGGGCCCCUGAACGAGCGCUGAUGGGGUUUAGAAUAUUACAAAAUCAAAUGUGACAUCCACUGGAACAAGCCCUGCUAAGAAAUCAAUGAUAUGGGACUCUUUAUGGUCUUUGGACUUGAGUCUGGAGAGCGGAAAAAACAAGAAGUAAAGCCUGGAUAGAGAGCUUUGGUAUCUGCAUUAUGGAGGCGUUGCACGGCUUCGCGGGUGGCGUAUGUGACAGUUUACGGGCAUCAUGCAGCAUGAAAGUUGUUGAUAGCUUGUGUUUGCGCUUCUUGGCACUGCGAAUGAUACCACUUUGUUUGCUUCAGAAGUUUAUAAUUCAGAUCCAUACAAACACAAAUGCAAAUUUGCUACUGAUUUCUUCUGAUCGCAGCAUUGGCCGCGAGGUAAGUUACAGAUCAAGUAGGGAAGCAAUCCAGAACAUCCCACGCCUCAAGCUUGCACCUGAUCGUAUGUAUUGGAGUAGACUAUCAGCUACCCUGCAUGAUAAUCUAGCCGGUCUGAAUAGUCUCAUUGGCUUACUUGGAGCAAAAUUUCUCCAAGCGGAUUAGAAACUACUGUCACCUCGGAUGGCCAUCGUUGAAUUUCUCAGUGAAG
Messenger RNA from Cadophora gregata, 4909 nucleotides. RefSeq names its product oligomeric, coiled-coil, peripheral membrane protein (gene ATG11). Gene Ontology annotation, biological process: autophagy of peroxisome; piecemeal microautophagy of the nucleus; autophagy of mitochondrion. Gene Ontology annotation, molecular function: protein kinase binding; molecular adaptor activity. The record is from RefSeq and is a predicted model, not a curated record. Gene Ontology annotation, cellular component: extrinsic component of membrane; Atg1/ULK1 kinase complex; phagophore assembly site membrane. Bases 156 to 4322 code for a protein of 1388 amino acids. The transcript has 3 exons. NCBI's taxonomy places the organism in Eukaryota, Fungi, Ascomycota, Leotiomycetes, Helotiales, Ploettnerulaceae.